AGAACAUCCUCAGAAAUGGCAAUUUUACCCAAAAGUGGUGCAGGACCCCACAUAGGUGGCAAUCCUAAAAAUAUUAUUAAACAGCGAUUGAAGACAAGAGCUGUUCGUAAGCGCCAGGCUAUUGCAAGGAAGGCUGAGCAAGAAAAGCAGUCACAGCUUAAUUCUAUUGGCAACAUUGAUGCAUUUUCAUCUGAGGAUGUGGAAAUUUUUAAUGACUUUCCCAUGCUUCCCAUUGUUGAAAAGCCUUGCAAAUGGGACGAGAGCAAGAGAAAUGAAGUUAUGGCUCUGUGGUGUAGAGUUUUGGGAUUUUUUCCAGUGAUCACAACUCCGUCUUGUCCUACUGAAUAUGUUCCUCUGGCUGAAAAGAAGCGACAGUUGGCUAAUGCUGCUACUGAGAAGCAACGGUUGAAGCUGAUAGAGAAAUAUGGUCUGCUCUCUGCUGAAGAAAGCAAGAAGAAGGCUGAUGUGAAAGGAGACCUGCGUUCUGGAGAGUUGGUUCUAGAGCGCGUGUUACCGGGCCGUAUGGACACCGAGUACAGUCUUAAAGCUGCUCUGCUGAUGUGCGAGUCACGACACGACGCCAUCAAGCCUGAGGAGGGGAUCAAGCCAAAGAAAGACCGCGUGGCGCUGCUGCAAAAGAUCAAGGAGCGAGAGGAGCAACGAGAAGCGCGACUCAGGGCUAAGGAAGUCACCAGAAGAAAGAAGGCCAUGGAGAGCAUAGCAGAGAAGCGGCAAAAUAAGAAGAUGAAAUUAGUGGAAACUGCCUUGAAUUCAUUUGACAAAGAACGAGCUGAGGUACUGAAGAAGCUCAUCCUGCCUGAUGUUGCUAAGAAAGAAGACACUCAGCCAUCGGUUUCCUCUGGCGGAGAUAGCGGCCAUCCUGUGGGACGAACUGCCCCUGAACAAACCAACUCAUCCUCUCCCGAGGCAGAAUAUGUGUUCAAUCUGCCUGGCGCCGUCAGAGCUCCUGUCAGGACCAAGAGAAAGACUUUAGAAGAACUCAGAGCCAAGCUCGCUGAAGAAACCAAGAAGAAAAAGCUGUUGACGGAGCUGCACCAAGUCAAUGAAGAUAAACUCGUCCAUGAAAUCCGCAACAAGGAAGGCUGGUCAGAGGCCGAGAAGAAAGUCAUCGGAGAGAAGGUGGAGAGUGCAGCGUCUCUGUCUCGCGACAUCAAACGCCUUGACAAGCACAAGCGCAACAAGGGCAAGAAGCUAGAAGAAGUCCUGAAGCGCCAGAAGCAGGCAAAGCACCAGAAGACCGUCAAGCGCCUCCAAAACCUGCGCACGCGCCGCGUCGACAAACUCGCCAAGAAAAUGAAGGCCUUGAAAAACAAGGGAACUUACGUGCCAGGCUUCAUGUAGUCGCUUCGUCAAGAUGUGCGCCUGGAAAGACGAAAAGGGGGCUCUGCUCUGGAAUAUCUGCAAAAAUAAACGGUACUCAAUUGAA
Messenger RNA from Hyalella azteca, 1447 nucleotides. It is a transcript of the gene Surf6, whose product is annotated as caldesmon. Bases 16 to 1362 code for a protein of 448 amino acids. The transcript has 9 exons. The record is from RefSeq and is a predicted model, not a curated record. Lineage: Eukaryota; Metazoa; Arthropoda; Malacostraca; Amphipoda; Hyalellidae.